CACUGCAUUUCAAUGAACAAUAAUAAACAAAAGCUAAAUACCGAAAAUAAUUGUAACGAAGAAACGAUCAAUGUUCAAGGACAUUCUCAGCGAGUAUCCUCAAAGAGUUUGCGUGUACGUCACUAUAUACGAUAAUGUUGGUCAACGAACUCUACUAACGAUAGCGACGGAUCAAUUGAAAUGCACCCCUUCGUCCUGCGUUCUAUGUCUCAUUCUGUUAUCGUAUCAAAGGGGAGGUUCCAUCCCUCGACGAAAUGUUACUUUCGAACCGUCGAAAAAGAUUAAGUGAAAUGAAAGUGACAAGAGAAUUUCAAUAUCGUAUAGUAUAUUCAUCGUGCGAUAUAUUUCUUUGAUAUCGCAGGAAAUACAUAUAACUAAACAAGACGGAAGUAAUUAACAAUCAAAUUAAAAAAUUAAAAUAUAUCGAUCUUUGAUCGAAAUAUAAAAAAUCAAAAUAGGAUAAAUAAGUGAAACGGGGAAAAUAUAAUAGGAAGAAAAGUUAGAAUUACGAAGGCGCGUCAGAGUAUUGAGGGAAGGAAUAAUUAGAGCGAGCGUAUGGGAAAGAACGCAUGAAGGGUCGCACCUAUUCCCCAAGCGGCUAUCUCGCUCGGUUUGUCCCGAUUCCUCGGGGGUGCGCACACGUGCGUACGCGUACGCGCAUGCGCACUCGACGAGAAUCGUACCUGAUAACGGCGGGUGUUCGACGGUCUUCUCAGUUAUGCUUGAUGCGUCUCGGCGUCGCGACGCAUCGUUCGAUUCUUUCCUUUUUUUACACUUCCUUCUUUAUCCAGUUAUCUGCUUUCCUGUGAAAGAAUCAAACGUUCGUAAAGGGCAUUGGCAAAACGAGAUGUCACUUUGUUAUUUUCGAAAUGUUAUACACAUGAGUUACGCGUUUCGUGACAUUGAUCAGUUAACCGCUACUUAACACACAUAUAUAUAUAUAUUAUAUGUUCGACGAUUAAUAAGCGUUCGACUCGAAAUAAUAAAAGCUUUCUUUCAAUUUAUCGGUUAUAUUCGCACGUAUCUUGGAAAUUGUCGAUCAAAUUUUAUGAAAUUCGCAUAAAAUACAUUAUAUGGACGAUCGUUCGAAUUUCUUCAACAUGCAAACAGUUUCACAAGAGAUAAAAGAGAUUGAUCUCUUUUGUGUUUUAUUUUGGCAUAUCGAAUGUUCGCAUUGCUGAAAAGCAUGUGCGCGUGCACGUCACGCGAGUAACGAAGCAAAAUUAUAAAAUAACAACAAGUCAAAAGAUAGGAAAGAUAUUAUUUGAGUCAAUUUAUACCAAUUUAAGAAUGUGGACAUAUUAAUAUCGGAGUGUUCGGAAAAUAUCGUGGAAAAUAACAAUUGGCUAAACGAGAUCAUGAUGUGGUUACUUCUAUUGUUGCUGUUACCGAUAAGGACAUCUACCUCUGAGCUCUACUUUCCGCAGUCGAAUUUGACCGUAAGGAUACCGUAUCUUCCGCGAAACGGAGGGGAAUUUUCGUGGAACUUGAAAUUGCUCGAGUUGAGGACUCUUCGGAACGACUCGUCCGAACCAAGUCACGCAAAGUAUCGCAUCAAGGUGCCCCACGAACAAAUUGCUUCGAUAGAUACCGAAACGAACACCCUAUUGUUGCACGAUCUUUCGAAAGAAGACACAUCUGAAAAUCAUACGAUCGUGGUACUGGCGAGAGAAAAUGGCAGCAACGAGGCCGUAUUGGAAAUCAAGGUGAAACCGUCGCGUGUUAAUGGAAUGCAUAUCAAUUGCACAGAUUACGUUCAGGACAUGUGUUUUUGGAAUACAUCAAGAUAUAGAAUUUACGAAAAUCAACCAAUCGCGAUGAUCGGCACAUUUGGACCUGGAUUUUAUACUAAUAUUUGCCCGAAUUUUCAACUCACCGGUUACAAACUAUUAAAUGGUACGGAAUAUUUUCACAUGACGAAGAACACGUUAUUCUCUAACGCAUUACUGGACAGAGACUCGUUGGGGCCGGCGCCUGGAGGGCCAGGUCCCCGUGUCGUCCUUCAAGUUCAAUGUGUCGUUUGGGAGAACAUCACCGGUAUACAAUACGCGCCCAUCAACACCUUGCAUAUUGAUAUUUUGGACCAAGACGACAAUCCACCGAUGGCUCAAGGAAAUGAUUCCAUCGCUAUAACGCUUCAAGAAUUCACCACGGGUGAUAAAUUAGUAGACGACAACAAACUAAUACUAAAGGACGCGGACACGGAAAGCAGUAAUAGAUAUACUAUUCGCAUUCUCGGUGAUACUAAUGAUGCUUUGAACUUCACUUACAACACAUUGCCAAUCGAAGCUUCGAAAGGAGUACCUUAUACCGCCAUAUUUACAAGAAUUUCCGCAAAAACCACUCUCUUACCGAAGUCUCCUUAUCGGGUUAUUCUUCAAGUAAAGGACGAAUCUCUCAUUCCAGGGUACGGGGAAAACACGUUAAACAUCACCCUAACUUUCUACGGACCGGAACAUCGGACAACCACGACAACCUUAUCGCCAAUACCAUCGAGCAAACAGCAAUCGUUCUCCUAUCCCUCGAAUGUGAAGGUUGCUCGAAUCGCAUCUCGUUACACCCGAGUCACCAAACCGACUAGCGAGCCGCAUCCCUCGAUAACAUUUAACGUUCACGGAUCGAGCGCAUUCGCUGUCACGUACAGAGGAGGUAUAGUCUAUGUUGCCGACGAAGAUCUGCUGAAAACAGAACCAUCUAGUUUACCGCUUAAAGUGAAAUGGAACGGAAAAGAUCGCGGUUCCUCGAAGACUAUAAGAAUCAACUUGACAACGUCGAAAAUGGACACGUGCGGCACAAACCACAACAAAAUCACUCGAUCGCAUUCCUGCGCCAAUGCGGAAACGCCUGAGGACUGCGAAUCCAGCUGCGGGGUCGCCAGUGGAUUUUAUAGCAGAGGCAACUUUUCCGGCCAAUGCAUGUGGAGAUGGAACAAACGGUCGAAUCAAGUUUCCAUGAUGUCCGAUCAUUAUCCUACCUGCUCCCCGGAUUUGUCGUAUUGCCCCGACAAUACGUGCGACGAGCUCGAACAAUUGGAUCCUCGGAUUUGCCCGCAGGAUUGCACGGUCGAACCGGAUGUGCACUUCGCUGAUAUGAACAAAAACGGACGUGGAAUCAAAAGUGGUUUAGGAACUUGCGCGUGCAACGAUGUGUUGCAAUGCACUUGCAACGUGGAUCGUUUUCGUAUAAAAGAUACUGAGAAGGGUAAUAAAGAGAGAAAGGAAUCAAAAGAAGAGAAGGAGGGGAAAUCGCAAAAUCAAGAAGAUGAAAUUGUUGUGACCGGUGCUCGAAAAGCGUCUCACGGACCAUGUGGACCAAUUUGUAUGAUAGGCGUGAUCGGAGGCAGUUUCUUUGUGUUGAUAGUGAUCAUUGGUUCUUUCGUCACAUCGAGAUACAGACUGGCUGCAAAAGAAGCUCGACGAGAGGGGAAACGAAGAGUCGAUGGUGAUUCAAAUGUUGUUGGCAUACUAUCCUCGGACUAUGUUGACAGAGGAGAUGGUUUGCUUAUCGGCUUGGACACUUUCACUGCGGCGAAUCGCCAUCUUCUUCUUCCUAAAAUGUCUCCGCCGGAUCCAAAAUGGGAGUUCCCACGAUCGCGACUGACCAUCGAGCAAGUACUCGGCGAAGGAGAAUUUGGUCGGGUGUUGCGCGCCAAAGCGAUCGACAUAGGGGGAAUCCCAGGACCCACGACGGUCGCGGUGAAAACAUUAAAGGAAAACGCGUGCGCCUCCGAAUUGGCAGACUUAUUGUCAGAAUAUCAGCUACUAAAGGAGGCUCAACAUCCGAACGUGAUCAGAUUGCUGGGCGCUUGCACCACACCCGGAGCUCCUGUCUACCUCAUCAUCGAAUUUGCGGAGUUUGGCUCGUUGCGAAAUUAUUUAAGGCGUAAUCGACAUUUGGAAUCCGAGGCAAGAAUUGGUGGAUGUUCGGCUUUAUCUAACGUCACUGUUGGUGAAACAAAUGGAACAUCCGUUUACACAGUCACGCCACGCGAUAUCCUCUCGUUCGCUUGGCAGAUUAGCAAAGGAAUGGCCUAUCUAGCCGACAUUAAGUUGGUUCAUAGAGAUCUCGCAGCAAGAAAUGUAUUACUCGCAGCCGAGAAAGUGUGUAAAAUUUCUGAUUUUGGAUUAACGCGUGAUGUCUAUGAAGAUGAUGCGUAUUUAAAGCGCAGCAAAGGACGAGUGCCGGUAAAAUGGAUGGCACCUGAAUCUCUCGCGGAUCACGUGUAUACCAGUAAAUCAGAUGUUUGGAGUUUUGGUAUUCUUCUUUGGGAAUUGGUCACUUUAGGUGCAUCUCCUUAUCCCGGUGUAGAUGUACACAAUCUCUACAAUUUACUCAAAGCUGGAUACCGUAUGGAAAGACCGACAAAUUGUUCAUUACAGUUAUACAAACUGAUGAUGUCAUGUUGGCAUCAAGAAUCUGCCAUUAGGCCGUCAUUUAAGGAACUUACCAAUCAUUUGGAAAAAAUGUUAGAGGAUAGCGUUGAAUAUUUGGAUUUGAAUCCAAGAACUGUUGACAAUCAGGCUUAUUUUGCCUCGCUUCACGCUUUAGACAGUCCAUGUAGUUCUAGUAACGAUGCUACAGAAGAUUGUGAAAUCAAUGGUUUGAAAACAGAUGUUGUCAACUAUUUAGAAAAACCUUGUUCUGAUAUGGUGACUAAGUGUGACAAGAUUGACAAACUCCAUACUUUUUGGCAAGAACCUCUAGCGACCUCUUCCGAAAAAUCCGUUAAGUUAUAUAUGAAUGAAUCAUCGAAUUUUCAAGUUAAUCAUUAUGAGAGUCCUAUCAAAUUCAGAAACACUAGCGUAACCAGUAAUAGCGAAAAUGAUUUAGUUACAUCGAUGAAUGGACAUUUGCAAUCUUAUAUAGAUAUGGAAGGUAAGAAAUCUUUAGAAAUAAAAACAGAGGUAAAAACAGAAACAGAAGAGGAAGCAGAAAUGAAAGAACUACUUGUUUUUGCCAAUGAAAAUGACAACGAUGAAAGUCAAUCUAAGGAUGUUCUACACAAAAAAAUCUAACAAAUAU
Apis florea (little honeybee) is the source of this 5022-nucleotide messenger RNA. It is a transcript of the gene Ret, whose product is annotated as protein kinase receptor Ret oncogene. The record is from RefSeq and is a predicted model, not a curated record. NCBI's taxonomy places the organism in Eukaryota, Metazoa, Arthropoda, Insecta, Hymenoptera, Apidae. Gene Ontology annotation, cellular component: plasma membrane; signaling receptor complex. Gene Ontology annotation, molecular function: transmembrane receptor protein tyrosine kinase activity; ATP binding. Gene Ontology annotation, biological process: cell surface receptor protein tyrosine kinase signaling pathway; protein phosphorylation; positive regulation of kinase activity.